CUCCCCUCCUCUCUCGGCUCUGCUCUAUCAGUCCGCGCAUGCGCAGUAGCUCCUCUGUGCGCUCUACUGUUUGCAUUGUGUCUGAACUGCCGGCGAGCUUUAAAAAAUAUUAUACCCACCGCGGCAAUGUCGGGCAGGUCGGUCCGAGCUGAGACCCGGAGCAGGGCGAAAGAUGACAUCAAGAGGGUUAUGGCCGCUAUUGAGAAAGUACGAAAAUGGGAGAAGAAAUGGGUGACUGUUGGAGACACGUCCCUUCGCAUCUACAAGUGGGUGCCAGUGACGGAGCCCAAAUCAGAUGAUAAGAACAAAAAUAAGAAGAAGGGUAAAGAUGAGAAAUACGGCUCAGAGUUGACGACUCCAGAGAACAGCUCCUCUCCAGGGAUGAUGGACAUGCACGAUGACAACAGCAACCAGAGCUCCAUCGCCGACUCAUCCCCGGUGAAACAGGAAAACAGUUGUAGCACCAGUCCCGCCCCGGAGCCCACCGCCACGUCUCACCGCGAGAGCAGCGAGGCCAAGACUGACCAGAGCCCGGACAGCAAGAGGGGUAAGACCACCCCGUCAUCAGAGACCUCAGAGAGAGCACAAAGUGCCAAGAGAGACAGUCUGUCCUCAGGGGAGAAGGACUCUUCAGACAGCAAAGCCACUCAGGACCUAGAGGAGGAGGUCCCACCCAGCAAGAAAAGCAAAGUGGAGUCCUCGUCUCAGGACUUUGAGGAGAGUUAAAUGUUUGGGGUCACUCCUCUCCUUCACCCUCCUCCCUCCCUCCCUCUGCACCUCCCUCCAUUAACUCUAGAUAAUUUAGGGCUAAUGGAUGCACCGGCUCUCCUCUCACUACCCCCCCUCCCUCUUCUCAAUACCAAAGGGAGAAAGGACGUCUCUCUUCCUCUUCCUCUUCCUCCUCCUCCUCCUCCUCCUCCUCCUAACACUCCUCUGCCACAGAGGGAGAAUGGAUAUUACCUCUAUUCGCUGGUCCCCUCCGUGCUUCCUUCCAGUUCUCCACACUUUUUCACUAAUGCCAAGAGAAGCUCUGAACCCCCCCCAUCCUCCGUGACCAGGGGCGGCGCCGUCAGCCGAGCCGAGCCCAGCCACCGCCAGGCCAGACGACAAAACACUGACCUGCAUCUGUGACUAAAAAGAGUUAACACUGGGGAUCUGAGAUUAGGACGAGGUUGAUCCCGGGCGCUGCUCUGAGACCGCUUUGAAAACGUUUUACUGCUACUGGUUUAGCUCAGGAUACCCACGAGGCUAACCUGGUCUCAGAUCAGCGGCUUCGGGGGGAACCUCCACCCUAAGACCACGUCACUUCAAUCCUCCCGAUUCGCCUCCUGUUAGACUAAUGUUCUAUAUUUGUUUAGGAAACGUUUAGGGUUUUUUUCUCAGGAGGGUCAAUGCACUGUUAUGGUAUGUCACAAUCGAUCACAGAUAGAUUUGCUGCUGUAGUGGAAGUCUUUUUUCUCUAUCCAUGAAAAGUUCUCCAUUCAUUUUUUUUUAAAAGGUUUGUGGUUUGUAGAAGAAGACGGUACCGGUCAAGAUAAACUCUUGGAUAAGUAGUGAAGACAGGUGUAGGUAGCGUAGAUUAUGAAGGUGUGCCUUGAGUUGCUACGAUUAAAUACACGUUUUAGGUCAAGCAGGUUUUGAAUUACAAUUUUGGUGCCAUGUUUUGUUUUUGCCUUAUAAUCAUCCCUAAUUAGUAUUAUCCAAUAUUUAUAUUCAACUGCAACGCUUUUGUUUUCGUUUGAAGGGUAGUUCAACAUUUUGGGAAAUUUCUUUUGAGAGUUAGAUGAGAGGAUCGAUACCACUCUCGUGUCUGUACGCUAGAUAUGAAGCUAGAGCCAGGAGAUGGUUAGCUUAGCUUAGCAUAAAGACUGGAAACAAAGGGAAACAGCUAGCCUGGCUCUGUCUAAAUUAACCCCCCAUAAAACAGCUUGUGUUCA
Sebastes umbrosus (honeycomb rockfish) is the source of this 1937-nucleotide messenger RNA. It is a transcript of the gene bcl7a, whose product is annotated as BAF chromatin remodeling complex subunit BCL7A. Bases 127 to 726 code for a protein of 199 amino acids. NCBI's taxonomy places the organism in Eukaryota, Metazoa, Chordata, Actinopteri, Perciformes, Sebastidae. The record is from RefSeq and is a predicted model, not a curated record. The transcript has 6 exons.